Hibiscus syriacus is the source of this 918-nucleotide messenger RNA. Its product is annotated as protein ARV 1-like. Gene Ontology annotation, cellular component: cortical endoplasmic reticulum; Golgi apparatus. The coding region runs from base 193 to 873 and encodes 226 amino acids. The transcript is spliced from 10 exons. Gene Ontology annotation, biological process: sphingolipid metabolic process; regulation of plasma membrane sterol distribution; intracellular sterol transport. The record is from RefSeq and is a predicted model, not a curated record. NCBI's taxonomy places the organism in Eukaryota, Viridiplantae, Streptophyta, Magnoliopsida, Malvales, Malvaceae.
ACAAUUUAAUGGGUCCGAUCCGGAGUCUGUUCAACACGACCUUUUCCUGAAGAGUAAAAUUUUCAGUUUCCGUUUUUUUUUCCUGAUCAAAUUUCACUCUGCAAAUUUGCGGUUUAAUAAGUCCAGCCUUUUUCACUACCAAAUCUAUUGCAGUAAAUGAAGCCAUAAACAAAUCCUUUCUCGUUCGUGUUAAUGGAAUACCGGUGUGUCCAAUGCGGGUUUCGGAUCAAAACCCUAUUCGUUCAAUACUCUCCGGGAAACAUUCGAUUGAUGAAAUGUGUGAACUGUAAAGCAGUUGCUGAUGAGUAUAUUGAAUGUGAGCUCAUGAUUGUUUUGAUUGAUUUAAUCUUGCACAAGCCAAAAGCUUACAGACAUGUACUUUUCAAUGUCCUCAACCAUGAAAGUACCCAUUUUCAGGGUCUAUUGUGGAAGUCAUUAGUUGGUUUUCUUGUGCUGGAUGCAUACAGAAGUUUGCUUGUCAAAAAGCCUGAGGAAGAAUGGGGCACGUCCAUGAGCAUUUCUUCGUUUUUUUGGAUAUAUCGCAAGAUGUUGGUGGAUGUAUUUCUGGGAAACUAUAUGUUUCUAUGUUCUUUUUUUCUUGCAAUCAAGAGCUUGCUUAAGACAUCAGCUCGAUUCUCCAGCUUCAGAGAUCUGCUGCUUGCAAUUUUAAUUUCAAGUUACUUCAAGAUUCUUCUCAUUGCGAUGAUGGUCUGGGAAUUUCCACCUGCAGUGAUUUAUAUCAUUGAUUUAUUUGUUUUCUCAUCUAAUACAGUGGCACUAAAAGUGAUAACCAAGUCAACUAUGAAUCGAUGUAUAGGGGCCUGCUUCAUCGCGCAUGUUGUAAGAUUUUGUAUAACACAGGCUUUUAGUUAAGACCUUGAGAUAGUUUUGAGUAUUUCUUUUUUAUUGUUCACAUGG